Molecule: messenger RNA, 1038 nt
Organism: Arabidopsis lyrata subsp. lyrata
Lineage: Eukaryota; Viridiplantae; Streptophyta; Magnoliopsida; Brassicales; Brassicaceae
Exons: 7
Coding region: 1-1038 (345 amino acids)
Source: RefSeq, a predicted model, not a curated record
AUGGUCAUAUGCAUCUCCAAAGAGAACCAACCAGCUUUCGACCACCCUCUUUUAAUGUAUCACAAGAUACAGGAAGCACCAACAGAGAUUCCUAGAGUGAUUGGAACUAAUAAGAAAAGUGAAUGGCCAACAUCAGAGGCACACGUCAGUACCGCCAAGUGUCCCCAAGAUAAAGUGCCGAUACAAAACAUGACCGCUUUGUCUCAUCGAGCAAAACCCGAAAGAGGCAACAACAAUACUAGUGUUAUCCCCAAACAUGAGCAUGCAGUUGCACUAGCUCGUGGCAUACCAAAAGUAUAUGGAACCAAAGCUGUCAUCAACAUAUGGGAACCGGUCGUUGAAGAUAAAAAAAUAGAGAUGAGCAUUUCUCAAAUUUGGAUAACUUCCGGAGACUUUGAUACAAAUGAUCUCAACUCAAUAGAAGUUGGAUGGCAGGUAGACCCAAUUGUAUACAAGGACAACAAGCCAAGACUAUUCGUUUAUUGGACGAGUGACGCAUACCGUACAACCGGAGGCUAUAACCUUCGGAAACCUGGUUUUAUACAAACCAGCAGCGAGAUUGUCCUAGGAGGCUCGAUUUCUCCUGUAUCAAGCUUCGGGGGUAGCCAGUUUGAGAUCACUAUUCUCGUCUGGAAGGAUAGCAAAAGUGGAAACUGGUGGCUGAGUUUAGGGCCGGACAAUGUAUUGGUAGGAUACUGGCCUAGGGAAAUUUUUAGCAGUUUAGCUGAUCAUGGCACGAAACUCGAUUGGGGCGGUGAAAUCAUUGAUUCUCACAGCUUCGGGCGUCACACAAAGACUCAAAUGGGCUCCGGACGCUUCCCUGAAGAAGGUUUCGGAAACGCGAGCUAUGUCCGAAACCUGGAGAUGGUAGACGACACCAAUACUUUACAGCCGAUCGAGGUGAAAAGAUAUUAUUCAGAUGGCCCCUACUAUAGCACUAAGAAGUUGCAUACAGAUGAGUGGGGAACUCAUUUCUUUUUUGGGGGACCAGGAUUGAGUUUGUAUUUUAUUUAUUUCAGUUUCAAUUUGGAAGGUUGA